UGCACCUUCUGCACGUUGUUUACUAUGUAUCGCUCUUGUUUUGUUACAACGUUUUAAGAAUCAUCAGCUUUUGGAUUAUAUGACUGUAAUUUUUACAAAAUGAACACUGAACAAACGUAUCAGUUGGACGUGUGGAAAGGUGAAUGGGGUUUGCCUUCUGUAGAUGUUAAUUGUUUGCAGGCACUGGCCUACGCAAAAUUCUGUAAAAUUCCACUGAGGAUAAAUCCGACAAAUAAUCCAUUUCGAAGUCCAAAUGGUCAGUUGCCGGUUCUCAGACAUCAAAAUGGCACAGAGCACACAAUUAGUGAUAUUUUUCAGUUUUUUCGUAAAAAUAAUCACUGCCUAGAUUUUGCAUUGGAUCCAAAACAAUGUGCGGAAAUAAAUGCUUAUGAAAGUAUGCUCAAGGAAAAAAUUUUCCCUGCUCUCCAAUUUAUAUGGUGGGUCGACGAAAGAAAUUUUAGACAGGUUAUUAGGCCGUGGUAUGCAAAAGCAUUGCCAUUUAUUCUGAAUUAUUAUUAUCCUUCAAAAUAUGAAAAACAAGCCAAGGCUAUGAUGGAGGCUUUAUAUCCCACCGAAGAUGAAAUUAGCAAUGUAGAAAAUAGCGUUUAUUCUGAAGCACAAAAAUGCUUGAAUUUGCUCUCAAUGAGACUAGGAGAAUCUGAUUACUUUUUUGGUUCGUUUCCAACAACUUUGGACGCAAUAGUUUAUUCCUAUUUAGCGCCUAUUUUGAAAAUACCUCUGCCAAAUGCUGCCCUGCAAAACCACUUGAAAGGCUGUACAAAUUUAGAAAAUUUUGUAGCAAGAAUAUCCGUCAAAUACUUUGAAGACGAAUAUAGGUCUUUCGAAAAGAAAAAAUCCAAAGAACGUGCGGAACCGAAGAAAACGGACUCCGAGAGUGAUUUUCCCCAUAAAACGAGAAAUCAAAUUCUAGCUGGAUUAUUUGCCACUUUUGCGAUGUUGACUUAUGCUGUUUCCAGUGGAAUUUUAGAGGUGGUAAUCUAUUUAAUAAGACACAGAAAGAUUUUUAGAAUCCCUAAAAAAGAACGGAAACGUCCCGAUAAAAGAUGAUGAAAUGGAUGAUAUAUCCGCCGAAUAUACCCUUGAUAACCAGGAUUUCUACGAGGAAGAAUUUGAGGAAGAAUAACAUUCGAUUUAGUCUCAAAUUUUCUCAUCGAAAUUUAGAGCAAUAAAUUUUUCUUCAAAUCCGCAGACUUCCUUUACAUUGAAUUACACUUUUAUGGAAAGAUAACAGCUAAAAAAUUGUGCUAAUUGAUAUACUUUGGACAAUUUUCCGGAAGUAUACAAUCACUGAAAACAAUUGGCACGACCCAGAAUUUUUUGUACACAACAUAGAAUGUUACAAUUACAUAUUUUACAAAUAAAUAACUCUGUUACAAA
This is a messenger RNA of Belonocnema kinseyi, 1398 nucleotides long. Its product is annotated as metaxin-1. Gene Ontology annotation, cellular component: SAM complex. The transcript is spliced from 6 exons. The record is from RefSeq and is a predicted model, not a curated record. Gene Ontology annotation, biological process: mitochondrion organization. The coding region runs from base 100 to 1068 and encodes 322 amino acids. NCBI's taxonomy places the organism in Eukaryota, Metazoa, Arthropoda, Insecta, Hymenoptera, Cynipidae.